CGCAAGGGGUCACAAGAAAUCCGAGAAACCCCAGUCAAACGGUUCUUUAAAUCUCUUAAAAAGAAAAAAUAGCGCAAAUCCAAACUAAAAAAAGACAUCCCUCAAAGAAAAAAAUUGUCCGGAAUUGAUCACCAUCGAAGAAUCAAAUUAAUCAAUCAAGCGUCUGAAAUUUCUCAAUCGAUUCCCCGAGCAGAUAAGUAAAAUGAAAAAUCCCUGACAGCAAAAAAUUGAAUUGAAUUGAUAAUAAAAAUAAAUGUCCGGAUUAAAUGAACGUUUCUAUUCGAAACUGUGAUUCGAUCCAUGAACAAGUUUUUGAUGAUUAUUGAAGGACUGAUCUUGACCCAAAGCGAAAUAAUAAAGUGUUGUAAGUUAAUUCAACGCACCGCAAAUUAUCAAUUAAAAUAAUUGAGUAGAGAUUGCUAGAGGGGUCUAAGUGUUGCGAUUCUCCGGUAAACACCGCCAUCAAGUACACGUUGGUUUAAUCAUAAGUGACGUGACAUGGGUCCAAGUAUUUUACCGCUAAUUGAGGUGUGACAUGAGUUGAGUGAUAGACUUUGAUGAAUCGAUAAAGGUAUCCAUGUGGCUAAUUAAAAAGAUGAUUAUGAUGGGGAUGGAAGCGUGAGGGAAAUCUCCAAGGUGUCUCCAUAAUUUAUUGACACUGAAGAUAAAUAACAAAGAUUAGCUGAGAAUUUUGAUAGGAAUAAACAUGAAGUCGGGACUUGUGGAGUACUUUAUCGUGGCAAUUUUGUGCCUGGUGGAUAGGACCGCAGGUGGUAGUUGCAGAGCUGCCAAACUCUGCUGUCAAGGACGUGAUUCUGGUUGUGUUAUUCAAAAAGCAUCACCCAAUGCAAUUAUCGAGAGUCCAAGGGAUAAACCAUGCUAUUGCGAUCAUGCUUGCCUCAAACUCAAUGAUUGCUGCGAUGACUUUCGCGAUGCAUGCAGUGUUGCAGAUUGUGCUGUUAGCGAGUGGGGGACAUGGUCACCUUGCAAAAGCCAGUGUGGAGUUGGAAUUCAAACAAGAAACCGAGUUAUCACGAAAGCCGAGCUCAAUGGAGGCAAACAUUGUCCCCAGUUGGAGCAAUCGCGGACGUGCAGAGGAUUUGCUGGAUGUCGUGAGCAUUCGGAAUUAUCCCAUAAAGGCACCGUUCUCCUGACGACUCUCUCAGAGAAAAAUUCAACGAGUGAUGAUGUGAACUCAGUGCCCAGCUAUUGCCAGAUCUUCACAGUUCUCUGGGCAUCGCGCAUCUGCACGAGGGAAUUUCCCGAUUUGACACUAGGUUCACAAAUAUGUGCACUAUGCCGAGAAGAUAGUGGGAAUUGUCAGAGUGGUGAGGAGUAUGUGGCCCCCACGGGAAUCGGCAGGUGGAAAAUAAUGACGUCCACAUCAACACGAUGUCAUGGGAGAUGGAUUGCAAGUACAAACCUCAGAAACUACUGCGAUACCACCGGCUGCGAGGACAUGUUAUCUCUCAAAUUCAUCUGAAAUUAAAAUAUGCCGAGGGCACCCGGGAUUUACCGUGGAAAAACGUAAUCCCAUUGGACGGGAAAUGAAAAAAGCCAGCGCAACACCUGAUAUUAUAAAUGAAUUGAUAUUUUUCCGGGGGAUGAAA
Fopius arisanus is the source of this 1610-nucleotide messenger RNA. Its product is annotated as somatomedin-B and thrombospondin type-1 domain-containing protein. The transcript has 5 exons. The record is from RefSeq and is a predicted model, not a curated record. Bases 707 to 1483 code for a protein of 258 amino acids. Lineage: Eukaryota; Metazoa; Arthropoda; Insecta; Hymenoptera; Braconidae.